Meyerozyma guilliermondii ATCC 6260 is the source of this 1791-nucleotide messenger RNA. RefSeq names its product E1 ubiquitin-activating protein (gene UBA2). Gene Ontology annotation, cellular component: cytoplasm; SUMO activating enzyme complex. The transcript has a single exon. Lineage: Eukaryota; Fungi; Ascomycota; Pichiomycetes; Serinales; Debaryomycetaceae. Bases 1 to 1791 code for a protein of 596 amino acids. Gene Ontology annotation, biological process: protein sumoylation. The record is from RefSeq and is a predicted model, not a curated record. Gene Ontology annotation, molecular function: SUMO activating enzyme activity.
AUGAAGAGUCUCGAGCGGGUUUUGGGCCCAGAGCGAUAUCUGCGCAUACGCAACACGUCGGUGUUGAUGGUUGGGGCUGGAGGAAUUGGGUGUGAGCUUCUUAAAAACCUUAUUCUUUGUGGAUUUGGAACCAUUCACGCAGUGGAUCUCGACACUAUUACCCUCUCCAAUUUGAACCGACAGUUUCUAUUUCGCCAGAAGGACAUCGACCAGUCCAAGUCGCUCACUGUGGUGAAAGCUGUGCAGAAUUUCAACUACAACGAUUGCAAACUCGAGGGUCAUCAUGGCAAUAUCAUGGACACUGAAAAGUUUCCCAUCGAAUGGUGGGACCAGUUUUCUUAUAUAUUCAAUGCUCUUGACAAUCUCGAGGCCCGGAGGUAUGUGAACAAAAUGGCGCUUUUUCUCCGAAAACCACUCAUGGAAAGUGGAACCACUGGAUUCGAUGGACAAAUUCAACCUAUUUUUCCAUAUGUCACCGAAUGCUUUGAGUGCCAGCCCAAGGUCACACCCAAGACAUAUCCCGUGUGCACGAUCCGGUCUACACCUUCGCAGCCAAUCCACUGUAUUACCUGGGCAAAAGAGUUUUUGUACCAUCAACUUUUCGAUGAACUGGAAGACAAAACUCAGGACCAACGACGCCAGUUGGAAUCCGAAACGCUGGACCGCCAGGAAAUCGACAACUUGCUUCGGGAAAGCAACGAGCUUGCGGAAUUGAGGCGGAUGGUGCUGGAGCCUGGAUCGCAGUUUGCUCAGGAAUUGAUCCACAAAAUUUUCCAGGUGGAUAUUGAACGCCUUGUUAAUAUUGAGUCGUUGUGGAGGACCAGAAAGGUUCCAGAACCGCUCGAUUUGCUGGAACUACAACACGAAUUGGAUGCACUUCUUCAAGAACCUCGGUCGCAGACCAUACUUGUCAAAGACACCAGUACAUGGACAUUGCUCGAAAACCUCUAUGUGCUUAUUCGGGCACUGGAGUCGCUUCAAAAACGGAUCAGUAGCGGGGAGGAGUCGUGUGUGCCGUUCGACAAGGAUGAUGAAGAUUCGCUCAACUUUGUAGUUGCGGCUGCAAAUUUGCGAUCUGUGGUAUUCCACAUUGAUCCGAAAACCAAGUUUGAUAUCAAGCAGAUUGCAGGAAACAUCAUUCCGGCUAUAGCCACCACAAAUGCUAUCAUCUCCGGAUUCCUGGUACUCGCUUCUCUUCCAUUUUACGACCAAGAACCUCGGUCUCGAGGUGAUUUUGGACCGGUUCCGCAAACUUCAUCCACUGUUUUCACCAGUAUACGUCCUAACAAGUACGUUACGGCCGCGGCGCUUUCACAACCCAGUCCGCUGUGUCCUGCCUGUUCAUUGUCAGCUCGUGGGAUUUUGCACGUUAGCCAAAAAGACGCUCCAACGUUGGGACAAUUGGUGGAGAUCAUCAAGAAAAAGUAUGGAUAUGAAGACAUUGCUUUGAUUUUGGGCAAAGCCAAGUUGAUCUACGACGUAGAUUUCGACGAUAAUGUGGACCGUAGCGUGCUUGAAGUGGCGGGUUUUGUUUCUGGUGAAUUAUUGCAAGUCCAAGACGACAACGAUGAGUUGGAAAACUUGGAGUUUUAUAUUAGUUUGGGUGAUAAAAAUGAGUUGCCCGAGUUGGUUCUUCGCCAAAAGGUUAAAGAGAAGGAGAAAGUGAAAGAAAACGAAGAAAAUGGAACUGGAGAACUGAACAAUGGAGCACUUGAACCGGUGGAAAUUAUCGACGAUGAAGUGGAAGAACCACCAACAAAAAGACAGAAAAUCCUGGACAUCAUUGACUGA